Messenger RNA from Asparagus officinalis (garden asparagus), 2987 nucleotides. RefSeq names its product beta-adaptin-like protein B. Gene Ontology annotation, biological process: intracellular protein transport; vesicle-mediated transport. Gene Ontology annotation, molecular function: clathrin binding. The transcript is spliced from 15 exons. The coding region runs from base 98 to 2785 and encodes 895 amino acids. The record is from RefSeq and is a predicted model, not a curated record. Lineage: Eukaryota; Viridiplantae; Streptophyta; Magnoliopsida; Asparagales; Asparagaceae. Gene Ontology annotation, cellular component: clathrin adaptor complex; membrane coat.
UCUGAAGGCCCUCACCAUUUAGUCCCUUCAUUCUUCUCUCUCCGAUCAAACGCCAAAACUCGCAAGCAAGAGGAAGAAGAAGAGGAGCUCCACAAAAAUGAGCGGCCACGAUUCUAAGUAUUUCUCUACAACGAAGAAGGGAGAGAUCCCCGAGCUCAAAGAGGAGCUCAAUUCUCAGUACAAGGACAAGAAGAAGGAUGCCGUGAAGAAAGUGAUUGCUGCAAUGACUGUUGGAAAGGAUGUUUCCUCAUUAUUCACAGAUGUUGUGAACUGCAUGCAAACUGAGAAUUUGGAGCUGAAGAAGCUUGUCUAUCUCUAUCUUAUAAAUUAUGCAAAGAGCCAACCUGAUCUGGCAAUUCUCGCUGUUAAUACUUUUGUGAAGGACUCCCAAGAUCCUAAUCCUCUAAUUCGUGCUUUAGCUGUGAGGACAAUGGGCUGCAUCCGUGUUGACAAAAUUACAGAAUACCUUUGUGACCCUCUUCAGAGAUGUCUUAAGGAUGAUGAUCCUUAUGUUCGAAAGACUGCUGCGAUUUGCGUUGCUAAACUAUAUGACAUAAAUGCAGAGCUAGUGGAAGAUAGGGGGUUCCUUGACACUCUCAAGGACUUGAUAUCUGACAAUAAUCCCAUGGUAGUUGCAAAUGCAGUUGCAGCACUUGCAGAAAUUCAAGAAAACAGCACUCGUCCAAUUUUUGAAAUUACCAGCCAUACACUUACCAAGCUUCUGACUGCUCUUAACGAAUGCACAGAAUGGGGCCAAGUUUUCAUUUUGGAUGCCCUAUCAAGGUACAAGGCAGCUGAUGCCCGUGAAGCUGAAAACAUAGUGGAGCGAGUUACUCCCCGUCUCCAGCAUGCCAAUUGUGCAGUUGUGCUUUCUGCAGUAAAGAUGAUCCUUCAGCAAAUGGAACUGAUUACUAGUACCGAUGUGGUUCGAAACUUGUGCAAGAAAAUGGCACCCCCUCUAGUGACACUUCUUUCUGCAGAACCUGAGAUACAAUAUGUCGCAUUGCGUAACAUUAAUCUUAUUGUACAGAAACGACCUACUAUCCUUGCACAUGAAAUUAAGGUGUUCUUCUGCAAAUAUAAUGAUCCAAUAUAUGUUAAGAUGGAAAAGUUAGAGAUUAUGAUAAAGCUGGCUUCUGACCGGAAUAUUGAUCAGGUUUUGUUGGAAUUCAAAGAGUAUGCUACAGAAGUAGAUGUUGAUUUUGUUAGAAAGGCUGUUCGUGCAAUUGGUCGAUGUGCCAUCAAGCUCGAGAGAGCUGCAGAACGGUGCAUCAGCGUUUUGCUUGAGCUUAUAAAGAUAAAAGUAAAUUAUGUUGUUCAAGAGGCCAUUAUUGUCAUCAAAGACAUAUUCAGACGUUAUCCUAACACGUAUGAGUCGAUCAUUGCAACACUCUGUGAGAGCUUAGACACUUUAGACGAGCCAGAGGCUAAGGCAUCAAUGAUCUGGAUUAUCGGCGAAUAUGCAGAAAGAAUUGACAAUGCUGAUGAGCUUCUCGAGAGCUUCCUGGAGAGCUUUCCUGAAGAGCCUGCACUUGUACAGUUGCAGUUACUCACUGCAACAGUCAAAUUAUUUCUUAAAAAGCCAACUGAAGGUCCACAACAGAUGAUUCAGGUUGUUUUAAACAAUGCCACUGUGGAGACAGACAAUCCUGAUUUACGUGACCGUGCAUACAUAUACUGGCGUCUUCUUUCUACUGAUCCUGAGGCUGCUAAAGAUGUUGUUCUUGCCGAGAAGCCAGUAAUUAGCGAUGAUUCAAACAACCUUGAUCCCUCCCUACUUGAUGAGCUUCUUGCAAAUAUUGCAACCCUGUCUUCUGUUUAUCACAAGCCUCCAGAAGCAUUUGUCAGCCGUGUAAAAUCAGCUACUUCUAGAUCAGAUGAGGAUGACUAUCCUGAGGGGGGUGAAACAGCAUAUUCUGAAUCACCUUCUCAUGGAAUCAAUAAUGCACAUACAGCUUCACAUGCUGCUCCAAAGCAGCCAGCACCAGCUCCAGCACCCCCUGCACCAGCUGCUCCGGUACCAGACUUACUCGGUGAUUUGAUGGGCAUGGACAACGCACUCGUCCCUGUCGAUCAGCCGUCAACUACUUCAGGGCCUCCUUUACCUGUUUUACUGCCAGCAUCAACUGGCCAAGGCCUACAGAUUAGCGGACAGCUUCUCCGGCGGGAUGGGCAAAUCUUCUACGGCUUAAUGUUUGAGAACAAUUCACAAACUGCACUAGAUGGGUUUAUGAUACAAUUCAACAAGAAUACAUUUGGUCUUGCGUCUGCUGGACCUCUACAGGUUGCUCAGGUGCCACCUGGAGGGGCUGCUAGAACUCUUCUGCCAAUGGUCAUGUAUCAAAAUCUAUCACAGGGACCCCCGGGCACUCUUCUGCAGGUUGCAGUAAAAAAUAAUCAGCAGCCAGUGUGGUAUUUCAAUGACAAGUUUUCAUUGCACGUGUUCUUCUCGGAGGAUGGUAGAAUGGAACGCACAAGCUUUCUGGAGACAUGGAAGUCUAUUCCCGAUACAAAUGAGAUUGCAAAGGACCUCACAAGCGCCAUCAUCCAAAGCAUAGAUUCAACCAUCGAAAAUUUGGCCGCAUCAAAUGUAUUCUUUGUGGCAAAGCGAAGGAAUGCAAAUAAAGAAGUUUUGUACCUAACUUGCAAGGGUCCUAAGGCUGUUCCCUUCCUGAUAGAGCUCACAGCUGCUAUUGGCGUUCCAGGUGUGAAAUGUGCAGUGAAGACACCGAGCCCUGAGUUGGCACCCCUCUUCUUUGAAGCAAUGGAGUCACUUCUAAAGUAAAUGUUAUAGCUAAUUCUUGCAGCUUGUGUAAGAUUGUUGAAUGACUUUUUUUUUUCAUCAUUGAGUGAAUCAUGGUUUGUAAUUUUUGUUUUUAUUUCUUGUUUUAUUGUAGACUAGUACUUCGACUUUAUAUCCUGAAUAUAGAUAUUGUCAUGAUUCUUGUCAAUAAGUUUAAUAUUUAGAUGUGGAAGGGUUCAAAACC